AUGCUCAAGGUCUUACCAACUCAAGACCGAGAGGUUGCCAGCGGCACUGGAGGGGUGGUGGAAGCAUUCAAGUGCUACAGAAGGUUCGAUGUCUUUGAGAAGAGAGAAAAAAAGUCAUAUGGAGACGGCUUUGAGGUCGCAGCCGAGCUGGAGGUUGAUGGGUACCUGUACCGGGACUUUGACGAAAUCAUUGCGCGACACAUGGACCCCGACCCAAUCAUGGACAACCUGCGGCUGCUGCAGGAGCACAAACGCUUCGGCUUGCGCAAUGGCACUCUCCUCGAGAAAACGACUGUUGAGCAGGCCAUGCGGCAGAUCAGUAGUGACAACCACAUGCUGCACUACACUCUGCUGCUGAACUUUGAUGAGCCUGGGCAUGGUGAUCUUCUCUGGUGCAUGCAGGGCAGAAGCGUGAGGCAUGAGCUCAUCGAAAUCACUCCGCGGGGCUUCAGCUUGUGGAAGCACAACUUUGAUUCCUUGGAGCAGAUGAUCUCAUGGUUCAAAAAGGUCGGAUGGAGGAAUGCGCAGAAACUGCGACGGGACUACAAGGAGGACAGAAAGCUGCAAGCGCAAGUCUUGAAGGACAAGCGCGGCGACCAUGCAGAUCCAGAACACCGGUUCAAGAGGCAUAGACCCCUCGGCUACACCGCAACCACGACUUCAGGGCUGCAGACACCUUCCGGUCAAUCAGCUCGUUUUUUCUUUGCCCAAGAGUCAAACGCUGCCACCCCUGCGGGUAUGCGCAGCCCUCGCGUUGGUAUGCCGGGCAGUGUGGGCGCAGCACCGGGAAGUGCCCCGGGGAGUGUCGGAGGACUGGCAUCUCCAGGAUAUCAGUACGGCGCUCCGCAGACGCCCAUGAACGCUGCGACACCGGUGCCAAUGAAGGGUCCAGGCGCUGGGGUGUCGUGCUUCGGAAUUACAAAGCCUGCAAAAGGCCCCACGAGCCUAACAGGUCUCGAGUCCUAA
Messenger RNA from Symbiodinium necroappetens, 966 nucleotides. NCBI's taxonomy places the organism in Eukaryota, Dinophyceae, Suessiales, Symbiodiniaceae. The record is from the annotation of a GenBank genome assembly.